Molecule: messenger RNA, 699 nt
Organism: Saprolegnia parasitica CBS 223.65
Lineage: Eukaryota; Oomycota; Saprolegniomycetes; Saprolegniales; Saprolegniaceae
Exons: 6
Coding region: 1-699 (232 amino acids)
Source: RefSeq, a predicted model, not a curated record
AUGGGCUCGACAUGGGCCGACUACCCGCAGUCGUCUGAGAAUGCGCACAACCUCCCCGAGUGCGCCAACCGAGGUGUCUGCAACCGCGCAACAGGGCUCUCUGCGACUGCUCCCCGGGCUUUACCGGAGCUGCCUGCGACCGCAGGCACGUGCAACUGCUUUCCCAACUAUGUCUCGAGCGGCGGCUACGGCAACGUGGGUCGGCGCGGCGACUGCGGGGCCGUCGCGUUGGCUAUCACGCAGUGUCCGGGUAAAACCUUGGCCUGCAGUGGCCACGGUGUCUGCCAAGGCCCCCCGACGUUUGCGUGCAUUUGUGCCAGCGGGUUCCAAGGCGGCGACUGCUCCGAGCAGCAAUGUCCGAUGGGCACUUCUUGGUUUGAUAUACCAAGCAGCCCGAAUGGUGCGCACCAACUCGCCGAGUGCUCAAAUGCGGGGACGUGCGACCGAACGCGGGGCGUGUGCUUGUGCGACACGCGCUUCACGGGCGCCGCGUGCAAUCGGCUCGAGUGCCCCAACGACUGCAGUGGCCAUGGCACGUGCCUCACGAUGCAAAACCUCGCACCGCUCACCAAGCUCAACGGCGACCCGCGGACGGCAUUUACCUACGGGAGCAUUCCCCAACAACAACCCGACGUGGGACUACAACCAAGUACAAGGCUGUGCAUGCAACCCUGGCUACGAAGGUUUCGACUGCUCUAA